Drosophila biarmipes is the source of this 669-nucleotide messenger RNA. Its product is annotated as keratin, type I cytoskeletal 9. The record is from RefSeq and is a predicted model, not a curated record. The coding region runs from base 34 to 558 and encodes 174 amino acids. Lineage: Eukaryota; Metazoa; Arthropoda; Insecta; Diptera; Drosophilidae. The transcript has 2 exons.
GAUUCGGUCCAGGUAGCCACGGAAAUUAACAAGAUGUGGAGAUUCCUACUGAUCUGCAGUAUUCAGCUGAUCUGCGCCUCGGAUCACAGUGGCGAAGGAUAUGGUGGGGGUUACGGUGGCUACGGGGGAAGUGGCGGAGGAGGCAGCGGAUCAGGAGGGAGCGGCGGAGGAGGCGAUGGCGGCCACUUUCAUCACCACACACCGACUACGUAUUCGGAGAUUUCGAAACAUGUGCCUGUCCACGUGAUCGAGAAGAUUCCGCUGCCCAUUCCGCACCCGGUGGCCGUCCAGGUGCCGAACGUGAUUCGGCUGCAGAUCCCAGAGCCAUACGCCGUCCACGUGCCCGUCCAGCAGGAGAUCCAAGUUCCGGUGUACAAGAUAGUGCCCGAAAUAACCGAACGGAAAAUCCCCUACACCGUGGAAAAGCCAUACCCCGUGGAGGUGGAGAAACCAUAUCCCGUCGAGGUGAUCAAGCAGAUAAAGAUUCCGGUGCCGAAGCCCUACCCAGUUCCCAUCACCAUCUACAAGCACGUCCUGCAGAAGGAGCACGGCUGGUGAUGAUGGUGGUCGUUGGUUCUUAGGUGUGUAAGUAUCAGGAUGCCAGCUCUAGGUCCCAGAGUAUUAUAUUACGAACUUAAAGAGUAAUGAAAUAUAGUAUUUAAGCAACUA